AUGCCUUCGCAGUUCCGAGAUAGGAUUCCAUCCGCGCGCUUUCCUGCCGAAAAGGGCCGAUACGUACUCUACCUCAACUACAUUUGUCCCUGGGCACACCGAGCGGCCAUUGUUUUCGCAUUGAAGGGACUGGGAGAUGUCUUAGACCUGGUAGAGGUCGAUGGAAGGGAUGCAGCGCAUGGAUGGUUUUUCUCUGGGCGUAGCGGGCCAGAGAGAGACCCCGUGUAUGGUGCAAAGUGGUUGAAAGAGAUCUAUCUGAGGGCGGACCCAAAAUACAAUGGCAGAAUCACGGUCCCUUUGCUUUGGGAUACAUUUAAUGGUACCGCUGUCAACAACGAAGCCGCCGAGAUCAUUCAUAUGCUGUUCGAUGCCUUCGAUCCUCUUCUACCCCCGGAACGUCGCGAGAUCAACAAAGGAGUGGCGGGCUUCAGACCUGCGCACAUCCUGACGGAGAUGGAUUCGCUGCUUUCAUGGGUACAUGACACAGUGAACAACGGUGUGUAUAAAGUUGGUUUUGCAACCUCACAGGCGUCCUAUGAUGAACAUGUCAGCAAGCUUUUCAAGUCCCUUGAUCGCCUUGAAGACCACCUCUCACAGCCUAAGCACUACCCUUACCUUUUUGGACAAUACAUCACCGAGGCCGACAUUCGACUAUACACGACAAUCAUUCGCUUUGACGUUGCAUACUACACUCUUUUUAAAUGCAACAAGAAGAUGAUACGUCUAGACUAUCCGCGUCUCCAUGCUUGGUUGAGGCGUCUUUACUGGAGCGAUGGGCCUGAAACGGGUGGCGCCUUCCGGGCCACAACCCAUUUCGACUUGAUAAAGGAAGGAUACUCAGCUGUGACUGUUGGUAACGGCGUAGUACCGGCAGGUCCGGAGCCUCCGAUCAUGCCAUUGUCAUGA
Messenger RNA from Alternaria alternata, 906 nucleotides. RefSeq lists its product as hypothetical. Gene Ontology annotation, cellular component: cytoplasm. The transcript has 3 exons. The coding region runs from base 1 to 906 and encodes 301 amino acids. NCBI's taxonomy places the organism in Eukaryota, Fungi, Ascomycota, Dothideomycetes, Pleosporales, Pleosporaceae. Gene Ontology annotation, molecular function: glutathione transferase activity. The record is from RefSeq and is a predicted model, not a curated record.